This is a messenger RNA of Leishmania major strain Friedlin, 597 nucleotides long. RefSeq lists its product as hypothetical. The transcript has a single exon. The record is from RefSeq and is a predicted model, not a curated record. NCBI's taxonomy places the organism in Eukaryota, Euglenozoa, Kinetoplastea, Trypanosomatida, Trypanosomatidae. The coding region runs from base 1 to 597 and encodes 198 amino acids.
AUGGCAUUGCUGGAAUGGGCACGGCAAGAUGCGACAAUGAAGAGCAGUCUCGAGCUCUACUGCGGCCCCGCAAGCAAGGAUUUGAUGAUUAUGGACAUUCCCGCCAAUGUGGCCGUCGACGCUUACCUUUGGGAAGGACUACUCGUCGCCGAGUCGAUGUUGGAGGCUGACGGUACACUCCUCGUCGUGUCGCCGCACGCAUUCUCUGUCCGUGUACGGCGUUUUUUGCAGUGGCGCUUUCUCCGCGCGCAGUGCGCCGUUAGUGAGGCCGGCGCAGUGCACUACGCUGUGUGCUCCACUGUGGCCGCCGGCUUUGGAGACGCUGCAGUGCGGCGCGACGACUUCCCCGGACAGCUUGCUACCGGAAAGCGACGGCCUUGCAAGUGGAAUCCCUAUCGUCGGCCGGAGAAGCGGAAGUUCGUGGCGUCGCUGCGGCCAUGGUUUACAAAUGCUCCAUUUGUCAAAGACGCCUUGAGGUGCAGUCUCGAGCGCGAGCGGGACGCCCAGGAGCGACUCCGCGACGCCGAUGACGCCUUUUUUGCUGUUGCGCACGAGAUGGUGGAAAAGGGGGUGCACUACUCGCAUCCCAACGACUAA